AUGUCUGCCACCCCCAUCUAUCUCGGCGUCGUUGGCGUCGGCGGUGUUGGUACCGCAUUCCUCUCUCAGCUUGCUCGUCUCCCCAAUGCGCCUAAGCUCGUCCUUCUUGCCCGUUCCUCGCAGACCCUCCUCGCUCCGGCACCGGCCUACUCGCCGGCGAUCCCCGCGGCCGACUGGGCUACCGCGUCGGCGGCUCCCUCUUUGACCAAGGCUGGCGCUCUGCCCGCUGAGGAGAUUGCCUCAUACCUCGCUGCGGCUCCUGGACGUGCUAUCCUCGUCGACAACACCUCCGAUAUCAACCUGGCUCGCUCGUACCCCACAUUCUUGAAGAAGGGUGUCUCCGUCGUCACCCCCAACAAGAAGGGCUUCUCUGAUGACCUUUCCCUGUGGAAGGAUAUCUUCUCCUCCGCUGCUGAGGGUAAGGCCCUUGUUUACCACGAGAGCACUGUCGGCGCCGGCCUGCCCGUUCUGUCCACCCUUAAGGACUUGGUUGCUACCGGCGAUGAGGUGACCCGCAUUGAGGGUGUCUUCUCCGGAACUCUCUCUUUCCUCUUCAACACAUUUGCUCCCGCCUCAGGCUCCUCGAGCGCCCAGUGGAGCGCCGUCGUGGCUCAGGCCAAGGAGCUCGGCUACACCGAGCCUGAUCCCCGUGAUGACCUGAACGGCAUGGACGUUGCGCGCAAGCUCACCAUCCUCGCCCGCCUUGCCGGCCUCGAAGUCACCCGCCCUGACUCCUUCCCCAUUGAGUCCCUCAUUCCCACCGAGCUUGCCUCCCUGCCUUCCUCCGCGGACGGUAUCUCGCAGUUCAUGACCCGCCUGCCGGAGUUCGAUGCCCAGAUGGCGAACAUCAAGAACGCCGCCGAGAAGGAAGGCAAGGUCGUCCGUUACGUCGGUAGCAUCGACGUUGCCAACAAGGCCGUCAAGGUCGGUCUGCAGUACUUCGACAAGGACAGUGCCAUUGCUGGUCUGAAGGGCAGUGACAACAUCAUCAGCUUUUACACCAAGCGGUACGGCGCCAACCCUGUUAUUGUGCAGGGUGCUGGUGCUGGUGGUGAGGUUACUGCUAUGGGUGUGUCGACUGACCUGCUCAAGGUCAUGGAGCGUCUGCACUAA
Messenger RNA from Penicillium atrosanguineum, 1113 nucleotides. RefSeq names its product homoserine dehydrogenase. Gene Ontology annotation, biological process: aspartate family amino acid biosynthetic process; L-homoserine biosynthetic process. The coding region runs from base 1 to 1113 and encodes 370 amino acids. The transcript has 2 exons. Gene Ontology annotation, molecular function: NADP binding; aspartate kinase activity; homoserine dehydrogenase activity. Lineage: Eukaryota; Fungi; Ascomycota; Eurotiomycetes; Eurotiales; Aspergillaceae. The record is from RefSeq and is a predicted model, not a curated record.